This is a messenger RNA of Aquila chrysaetos chrysaetos, 6600 nucleotides long. It is a transcript of the gene TMPRSS9, whose product is annotated as transmembrane serine protease 9. The transcript is spliced from 20 exons. The record is from RefSeq and is a predicted model, not a curated record. Gene Ontology annotation, molecular function: serine-type endopeptidase activity; protein binding. Bases 2480 to 5833 code for a protein of 1117 amino acids. NCBI's taxonomy places the organism in Eukaryota, Metazoa, Chordata, Aves, Accipitriformes, Accipitridae. Gene Ontology annotation, biological process: proteolysis.
CCUUCUCUGCUAAAAUGGAGCAGUGAGAAGAAACCCCACUAAGAUAGGACUGGAAAUACUCUUAGAUCACCAAGUUCCCCCCCAACCUGCUAUCAGAGGCAUCAUGUUUUACAACCGCUUACAAUUUAUAAUCUGUCAAAAAAACAUAAAUGUGCUUUUUCUUCUCAACAUUUCUACCGGAAACUCAUGCUCCUCUGACUGUUAAUACUCUCCUAAUUUCUGCCCCCACGAACAAAAUUUACUUUUCACUCAUCUGAUUUUAUGCAACGAUGUUUUUCAAUGUAUAUAGCUCCUUGCUACUCAUCUCCAUUAUGUAUUUAUAGACGGUCCUUAUCUUCUUUCACUAAAAAAAAUUCCAAUCUCUAUUUUGCUCUUGCAAGAUGGGCCUUCCAUUUACAUGUGUUUUUAAUUCAUUUUUAACUUGCACCACGCACACCAAAAGAAAAUAAACUUUCCUUAUGCUAAAAGGGAGAGCAAAGAAGACAACUUUUGAUUGUUUUGGGAUGUAGAAGGCUUCUCUAUCUGUCUCUAAAUACUCUAUUUUUUCCAGUUCAAAUGCCAGUGCAAUCAAUAAUAUUAACUUCUUUCUAGGGUCCCAGGUACCUGUUAUUCUAGUAUGACUUUUUAUAUGCAGCCAAGAUUAGUUCAAUCUAACUUCUAUUGUCAAAAUAACACCCAGCCAUAGCCAAUUUUGUCUGUGUUGUUAAUUUUUUUCUCAGAUGUGGUUGUCCUACCUUUGAAGUCCAUUGGUAGUAAGACCACUGUUGCACUGGUCAGCAUAUCUGGACUAGAUUUUUGAGCUUCCACAUUCAGCAUACUGCAAGAAAGCUGGUGACUCCAAAACCUAUUGAAAGAGCUGAGGAGGGAUCGCUCAUCUGUAUGUAUUCAGGUCACUAGGACCACUGGAAAAAAAUGUUUCCUACCUGUCUCCUCUUAGCCAGAGCUGGAUUGUCAAAUGGAGAUACUGUUAGCAAAACACAGGGGCCCAAAGUGCCUAUCUCUGCCAGGCUCAGUUACAGCUGGAAAAGAAUAUUGGGAGGUCUGUUAGAAAAAAAGAGGCAUCUUGGACAGACUCUCUCUUCCUCUCCCCUUUCUCUCUGUCACCUCACAAAGAAGUGACCUUUUAAAAUUUCUUAUCUAGAAGCUUCAGUUUAAAGAGCUGCUGACGUCUCUUGGAAAACACUGAAAAGCUCUUCUGAAACAGUGCUGCUGCUCCCUGUGUCCUGGGUCCCUUUCUUCCCUCUUUCUCUUUCAUUGCUAGAUACAUUUGCAUUAGAAAAGGCAGUUUGUCUGCAGCUUCUCGUUUGCUGAAGUCACAGCCUGAUUUAUAGCAUCAGUAAAUAGCUGUUGUUGCAGCCCAACCACUCACAGCAUCUUCUGAACUGGUAGGAUGGCCAGUGCAGAAGUGACCGGACAAGAUGUCCCUCAGCAGGACAGAAUUUGGGACUGAGGAAGGAAAAGCUGAGUGGGUUUCAUGUUCUUGAAGCUGUCAAUAUCUAGGCAGAGUAAGUUUGAGGGAUUCAUUUGCCUUGCCAAGACUCUUCUGGUGUGACCCGUAGAUCUGAAGUUUCCCAGCAGCUAGAGGUUGUGUCCUCAGAAAACUCAUUCUGAAGCUGAGGAACUUUGGACCUUUGGCCAAGAAGGUUGGACUUCCAUGUAUUUCAACUCUGACCAACCAAAUUGUCUUAGACAGACUUCUGUGUGCCAGUCUGAAGGGAAGGGUUGUGUGUCUUCUUCCUACCUGUGAGGGAGGAAUAUUAAUCCAGUAAUACAUUUUAGGGCCAGAGGAAAUCAGUGCCCCUUCUUGUCUUGUUAGGCUUCUUGCAAAAACUAACAUGACUGAAGUAUGGCUGAUCGAAUGACUGUAGAUAAAGCAGGAUAUUCCAGGCUGUUUCAUUCCUACCGAUAUCCAGCUGUUGAUGAUGUGCAAAAGAAGGACAACCACAGGCUGGCUUGUACUAGCAAGAGUGCAGACAGAAAAACAAGGUAAGUGCCCUAUUUUUGGCAUUUUUGAGAUCACAUUCAGAGUACCGUAUCCCGUCUGAGUAUCUUCAGUGCAUGAAAAGCAUUGACAUACUGAAACAAGUCCAGCAGAGGCCACUGAGUUGACCUCAGGAGGCAGGAAAGAUCAUAUGAAAGGGCUUUGGUUCCAGUGCAGGAUGGUUGUACCACUUGAAGCAAAAUACUGGAAGCACCAGUGCCAGUGGUGACCACAGGAAAGGAGAAACCACUCAUCAGGAUAGUAGCAUAGCUGUAAUUAAAGCACGUUUUAAUUGCUCUGCAUCACUAGGCACUGGGAGCUCUCUGCUAAACACUGUGGUGAGUUUUGUCAUCCACUGAAUUUACUGAUGGUAAUUUUGUAUUUCCUUCACAAUUCUUGCAAAAAUAUGGAAUAGCAUUGGGCUAUAUAUGAAACCUCACCCUGGAACCUGCCUCAUAAACAACUACAGGAGGCCAUCUGUAGAGCUGCUCAGAAACCAUGGACCAGAUAAAGGCAGUGCUAGGCACCCAGAGAAGAGGACUGAGGGCCAGCUGCUGGAAGGUAACCAUUGCUGCUGCCGUGGUGGGCAGCGUGACAGCUCUCUACCUGGGGAUCCUGCUGGCCUGUCAUCCUGCGGGAGAGACCAGCUUUGAGCACACAGUGGAGCUGCAAGGAAUCGCAUUCAAUAGCAGCUUACAGAUGGAGAACUCGGAUUACUACAGGGUGCUGACGCCUGCUCUUGAGAGGCUGUUUCUGUCCAGUUUCCAGGACUCCCAGCUGGACUGGAGCUGCACUGGUUGCACCAUCCUGGGCUACAGCAGGAAUGGAAACUCAAGUGUCAUCGUCCACUUUCGCCUCCGCUUUGCCCCCCAGGAUUCCCAGCCCCUGAGCUCUACCAUGGAGAAGGAAGCGCUCAGGCACGGGCUGGCAGCUGCCCUGCACAAGCAGGGUCUCUCCCUGGCUGCCUAUGGGACGAUAUCCUCAGCUUCUCUUACAGGUCCCAGUGAGGUUUCUCCCUACAGACCUGGACUGAAAUCAGGGAGCUGCCCUGGAGACACGUUCACUUGCUGCAAUACCCAGUGUGUGUGGAAAGAAAACCCUGAAUGCGAUGGCCAAAAAGACUGUGCCGAUGCCCCUGAUGAAAGGGGCUGUGACUGCGGGAGCCGCCCUGCCAUGCAGACUGCCAGCAGGAUAGUUGGAGGCUCAGAGGCAUCCAGAGGGGAGUUCCCGUGGCAAGUCAGCCUGCGAGAGAACAACGAGCACUUCUGCGGUGCUGCAAUCCUCGCAGAGAAGUGGCUGGUGUCUGCCGCUCACUGCUUUACUGAGUUUCAGGAUCCAGCCAUGUGGGCAGCUUACACGGGGACCACCUCCCUCAGAGGCUCAGACAGCAGCACAGUGAAAAUGGACAUCGCACGCAUCAUCCCACACCCCUCCUACAAUCCUGACACAGCUGACUAUGAUGUGGCCGUGCUGGAGCUGAAGAGACCUGUGACCUUCACUACGUACAUCCAGCCCGUGUGCCUGCCAGAUGCUGGGCAUCACUUCCCCACCAGCAAGAAGUGCCUUAUCUCUGGCUGGGGCUACCUCAAGGAGGAUUUCUUAGUGAAACCUGAGUUCCUGCAGAAAGCAACAGUGGAGCUGCUGGACCAGACACUGUGCUCCAGCCUCUACAGCCAUGUCCUCACAGACAGGAUGCUGUGUGCUGGCUACCUGGAGGGGAAAAUCGACUCCUGCCAGGGUGACUCCGGUGGGCCCCUGGUUUGCCAAGAACCAUCUGGCAAGUUUUUCCUGGCAGGAAUUGUGAGUUGGGGAAUUGGAUGUGCUGAAGCCAGGCGGCCCGGGGUUUACACACGUGUUACCAAACUCAGAAACUGGAUCUUGGAUGCUAUUUCUGCCUUCCCCAGCUCCAUAGCCCAUACUGUCCCUCUAAAACACACCAGUACUAAUAGUAACAUGGUCAGCUCUGAAAAGAUAAACACCACCACUACCGGAGCAAUCCCCACCACUUCACCAGACCCAGCUGCCAGCAACCCAGUGACUGCAUCAAGACCACAAGAGUGUGGAGGACGACCUGGGUUCUCUAAACCCAGCAAGAUCGUGGGAGGAACAGAUGCUUCCAGAGGAGAGAUCCCCUGGCAAGUCAGCCUGAAAGAAGACUCAAGCCAUUUCUGUGGAGGCACCAUCAUUGGGGACCGCUGGCUGCUGUCAGCAGCUCACUGCUUCAAUGAGACAAAUCCAGAAGAGAUCGAAGCCUAUGUGGGAACAACAUCACUAAAUGGAACAGACGGGAAUGCAGUGAAAGUCAAUGUAACAAGAGUGAUCCAGCAUCCCCUCUUCGACCCUAUUAUUCUGGACUUUGAUGUGGCUAUACUUGAGCUGGCAAGACCUCUUGUCUUCAGCAAAUACAUCCAGCCUGUCUGUCUCCCACUUGCUGUGCAGAAGUUUCCUGUUGGCAAGAAAUGCAUAAUUUCUGGGUGGGGUAACCUCCAAGAAGGGAACGUCACCAAGCCUGAGAUCCUACAGAAAGCCUCUGUGGGCAUUAUAGACCAGAAGACCUGCAACUUCCUCUACAACUUCUCCCUCACUGACCGAAUGAUCUGUGCUGGCUUCCUAGAGGGGAAGAUAGACUCAUGCCAGGGAGAUUCAGGUGGACCCUUGGCCUGUGAGAUGACCCCGGGAGUGUUUUAUCUGGCUGGCAUCGUGAGCUGGGGAAUUGGUUGCGCCCAGGCUACGAAACCUGGUGUGUACUCCAGAAUUACCAAACUCAAAGACUGGAUCCUGGAUACCAUCUCACAGUUGCCCAGUCCUGGCACAGGCACCCCUUCCAGUUCAGCCAUCAUGAGAACUUCUACUGCAGCCAUCCUUACUCGCCAGCCCAGCACAACACCUGCAAGUCCAAUCAACAGAACCACCCUGGGGAUGAAGACAAUCACAACCAUGAAAGAAACCUCCACAGCUCUGGAAACCACUGAGCCUGCCAAGCCCACCCAAACCCCAGUGGUGCCUUGUACUAGCCUCACCUUCAAGUGUUCCAGCAAGGUCUGUAUUGGAAAAGAAAAUCCUGAAUGUGAUGGCAUUGUUGACUGCAGCAACGGCUUUGAUGAGCACAACUGCGACUGUGGCUUAACAACUGCUCUGGCCUUCAGCAAGAUCGUGGGUGGCAGCACUGCGGCUCGAGGAGAAUGGCCCUGGCAAGUCAGUCUCUGGCUUCGGCAGAAGGAGCACAAGUGUGGGGCUGUCCUCAUUGCUGACCGAUGGCUGCUCUCUGCGGCUCACUGCUUCGAUAUUUACAGUGACCCCAAAAUGUGGGUGGCCUUUCUAGGAACACUCUUCCUGAGUGGCAUCGAUGGCAAAAUGGAGAAAAUAUUCCGUAUCUACAAGCACCCUUUUUACAACGUCUAUAGCCUGGACUACGAUGUGGCACUGCUAGAGCUGAACAUGCCCAUCAAGUUCAGCAACACGAUCAAACCUAUAUGUCUCCCAGACAAUUCACACAUCUUCCACGAAGGAGCCAGAUGCUUCAUCACAGGCUGGGGCUCCACGAAGGAAGGAGGUGUCAUGUCAAAGCAUCUGCAAAAAGCAGCAGUGAACAUCAUCGGAGACCAGGCCUGCAAAAAGUUCUACCCUGUCCAGAUCAGCAGCAGGAUGGUGUGUGCCGGUUUCCCACACGGCACCGUCGACAGUUGUUCAGGUGAUGCAGGUGGGCCCCUGGCAUGUAAAGAACCCUCAGGAAAGUGGUUUCUAGCAGGAAUCACAAGCUGGGGCUAUGGCUGUGCCAGGCCAUACUUCCCUGGUGUCUACACCAAAGUCACAGCUGUCCAAGGCUGGAUUGCACAGAACCUCAAGCUCUGAAGCUGCAUUUCACCACUCAGGGAAGGCGAUGAAUGAGAGGAGUAAUUGCCAGAGGAUGCACUAACCCCUCAGCUAUUGUACAUUUUUUUUGUUGCUGCAAAGUGGUGAAGAUGGCCUGCAGGUAUUAAGCAAAUGCCAGUGUUGUGUGACCCACUGCAGUUGUGACAUCAGGGCAUUUGAUAACUGCUUUGCAUAGACAGGUACAAUUCUAGACAUUUUCUAUAAAUAAAUGAGGCCUGUCCCAUCUUAAGACCUGGCCAAACACCCUUCGCAUUAAAAUGUGGCCUUUCUAGUUGGAGAGGUGCCUGAAGCACUGCCAGAGAUUCAUGUAGUUUGGCUGACCUCUGUCUAUGAGCUGUCAUUCUAAAGCCAAGCCAGGAGACAAGUGAACUUUGCCCCAGCUGAGUUAUGCCCUUGCAGAAGCCUCAGACCUCACUGCCUUGAUGGAGCUGUUAUGUUGUGCAAUGGCUUUUGGAAAGGGUAUGCUACUGUUUCCACUCAAUGCUUGGUACUAGUAAGCUCAGUGAUGAUCCCCUGGCUCACCAUUUGAUCACACGAGAAGGUAGGACUAAAACACUUAGACCACACAGGCCCUCAUCUGUAUUAGAGAAUCAGGACAGGCUUCUCACCCCUGCGCCAAGCUCCCAGGUCCCUUUGCAUAAGGGAACUGGUAGUUAAAUUGACAAAGAUUAAGGCAUAGCCACACAGACCACUGUUCUGGUUAAGCUAGGUGGGAAAAUUUCAAAGUGCUGAGAUAGUGGCCCAAG